Molecule: messenger RNA, 3215 nt
Organism: Bombina bombina (fire-bellied toad)
Lineage: Eukaryota; Metazoa; Chordata; Amphibia; Anura; Bombinatoridae
Gene: HNF1A
Product: HNF1 homeobox A
Exons: 8
Coding region: 963-2561 (532 amino acids)
Biological process (GO): regulation of transcription by RNA polymerase II; insulin secretion; pancreas development
Cellular component (GO): nucleus
Molecular function (GO): RNA polymerase II cis-regulatory region sequence-specific DNA binding; DNA-binding transcription factor activity, RNA polymerase II-specific
Source: RefSeq, a predicted model, not a curated record
AUAUUUAUAUGAAGAAGAGACAUGUGAGGCAGAGACAGGGUGGUAAGGAUUGUUAUAUGUACAUACGAAGAAGAGAAUUGUGAGGUUACCUGUAUUGUUAAUAUCUGUAAGAACAAUUACAUGUAAUAAAAGAAACCUUUAAAACUAAAAAUCUUAUCUGUACAUGUGAGUAGGAGGCAGCAAUCAAUAGAAAUCAGUUUUACUUACUACAAAGGUUCAUCCCCGUUGGCAUUAAUGUGUUUAACAAAAUGACAGCCUCUUGGCACCCUGUGAAAUAUGAAGUUUAAUAAAUACAACAGAGAGGGUUAAAAAAAGUUAAUGUGCUGAAUAUAAGGGAGGAGAAGCAUAUCCAGUGAGAAAAAUAACUUCCUGUCUCUUGUGACAAUUCACAUUUCACUGAAUAUGCCACUUAGAUUAAUGUAUGAAUUGUACACUUUUUAUUGCAGUGGCCUGUGUGUGUUUAGUUAAUCAGGGCUGCUUUUUACUUUAGUGUGUGUGGCUCUAAACUUGUGUUUGUAAUUGUUCUGUGUUUUUUCGCCUAUUUUUCUGUUCCCAGGCUGUCACACCUUUUGUUAAACUGUCACUCUCUUGUGUGUCACUCUAUCAUUCUCUUCCCUCUCACAUUUUCCUAUCCCCUUCUUUUCUAUUUUUCUGUUUUCCACUGCUCUCCCUCCUCUCUCACUCAUGCACUUUGUGCAGAGUUGGGGUCCAAAGUUCAGUAACUUGUGAAGCAGUGAAAUAAAUAUGAACCUUAGAGGAUUUACUCUGCUGUAAUGUAAACAGAGAGGACAAGGAUCCCUUAUCUACUAUGUCUCAGAGAAUCCAGACCGGGGGGUGACCCAGCUUGCAGGUUGUGGUCGCAGAAGGUGUUUUUUUGGGGGGGAGGAGGAGACAACAGGUGGGUAGAGCAUGGACUCCCGCCCGCUGAUUCCUGUUACAGCUGCAGGAUGGUGAAGCCAUAGAUGAUAGCUGUGAGGAUGGCGUCCCAGCUCAGUUAUUUGCAGCGUGAACUCCUGAAGGCUCUACUUGAGUCUGGGGUCACAAAAGAAACUUUGACAAAGGCAUUGACUGAUGGAGAUGACUACACAUACCAUAGGGACCCAUUGGAUAACAUGAGUACCUUGGAAGAGGGAGGUCAUUGUGUACCAUUGCCUAAUGGAUUAGGGGAGCCCCACAUUUCUGGGGAUGACAGUUCGGAUGAUGGAGGGGAAUUUACACCUCCUAUAAUGAAGGAGCUAGAGAGGCUGAGCCCAGAGGAAGCUGCUCACCAGAAAGCUGUGGUAGAGCGUCUGCUGCAGGAAGAUCCCUGGCAUGUAGCCAAGCUGGUGAAAUCGUAUCUUCAACAGCACAACAUUCCACAGCGGGAAGUUGUUGACUCCACUGGGCUUAACCAAUCUCACCUCUCUCAACACCUUAACAAGGGCACACCCAUGAAGACCCAAAAACGAGCAGCUCUCUACGCUUGGUAUGUGGGCAAGCAAAGAGACAUUGCUAAACAGUUCACACAUGCAGGGCAAGGUAUGCUGUCUGAUGACCUAUCCUGUGAAGAGACACCAUGCAAAAAGAUGAGAAGGAACCGCUUUAAAUGGGGUCCUGCUUCACAGCACAUCUUAUUCCAGGCCUAUGAGAGGCAGAAGAAUCCUAGCAAGGAGGAGCGUGAAGCCCUGGUAGAGGAAUGCAACAGAGCUGAGUGUUUGCAGAGGGGAGUUUCCCCAUCACAGGCUCAGGGGUUGGGCUCCAAUUUGGUAACAGAAGUGCGGGUCUAUAACUGGUUUGCUAACAGGCGUAAGGAGGAGGCAUUUCGACACAAACUGGCAAUGGACACAUAUAGUGGUCAGCAGAGCUCAGCACCUUCUCUCCAACAGCAUGAUCUUCCCAGUGUCAAAGGGCAUGGGAGCCAGUACACACAGGACAACUCAAAUGAGAGAGGUGCUUCCAUGUUGACAAGUCAGAGCGGCAUAACAUCACCUGGUCUGGAGCCAAGCCACAGUCUAAUGAACAGUGACAGCAAGUUGGUCACUGCAGGUGGUUCCCUUCCCCCAGUCAGCACACUGACUGCUCUACACAGCCUGGACCAUGGGCAGCACCAACUAAGCCAGACACAGAACCUGAUCAUGGCAUCCCUCCCCAGUGUUAUGACUAUUGGCACAGAAGCAGCACUUGGACCAGCGUUCAGCAGUGGUGGCUCUUCCACUCUGGUGAUUGGUCUCACAUCACAAGCUCAAAGUGUUCCAGUAAUUAACACUGUUGGGAGCAGUCUGACAACCCUUCAGCCUGUACAGUUCUCCCAGCAGCUACAUCCUACACAUCAGCAGCCAAUUGUGCAGCAGGUCCAGGGUCACAUGGCACAAAGCCCUUUCAUGGCUGCCAUGGCACAGCUACAGAAUCAACAUGCUCUCUACAGUCAUAAGCCAGAGGUUGCUCAGUAUGCUUCUGCUGGGUUCUUUCCACAGACCAUGGUCAUUACAGACACUACAAACCUUGGAACACUGACAAGCCUGACACCUAGCAAACAGGUAUCUGCUGAUAUUGAGUGGAAUCCAUGUGACCCUCAACUUUAACAAGAUUCCCCGUACCGGCACUGGCCACACAGCCCCACAGCCCCACAGCAUGAUGGAAAAUCCACCAAAUUUUACUAUGGCUAGCAAGUCUUUGUCUUGGAAUGCUGUGUUCUUUUGCUGCCAUGCAUAAUGCCCCUUGUUAUGACCAAAUAGCUCAAUCUUUGUUUCAUCAGUCCACAGCACCUUCUUCCAAAAUGAAGCUGGCUUGUCCAAAUGUGUGGUUGCAUACCUCAAGCGACUAUGUUUGUGGCGUGUGUACAGAAAAGGCUUCUUCCGCAUCACUCUCCCAUACAGCUUCUCCUUGUGCAAAGUGCGCUGAAUUGUUGAACGGUGCACAGUGACACUAUCUACAGCAAGAUGAUGUUGUAAGCCUUUGGAGGUGGUCUGUGGGCAGUUUUUGACCGUUCUCGCCAUCCUUUGCCUUUGCCUCUCCGAUAUUUUACUUGGACUGUCACUUCUGGCCUUAACAAGAACUGUGCCUGUGGUCUUCCAUUUCCUCACUAUGUUCCUCACAGUGGAUACUGGCAACUUAAAUCUUAGCAAUAGCUUUUUGUAGCCUUCCCCUAAACCAUAAUGUUGAACAAUCUUUGUUUUCAGGUCAUUUGAGAGUUGUUUUGAGGCCUCCAUGUUGUCACUCUUCAGAGGAGAGUCAAA